AUGUCCCGUAAAGUCACGGAACAAGAAAAAGAAGCCAUCAGAGAAUGGAUUGAAAAGGUUACUGGAGAAAAGUACUCAAAACCGAACGAUCCCUACACUUCAUUAAAAGAUGGCGUUUUAUUAUGUGGUUUAAUCUCAGCUCUCCGAUGUACCAAAAUGCCCACUUACAACAAGGAAACCAAAGGUGUCAUGUUCAAAGAAAUGGAAAAUAUUGCCUAUUUCAUGCAACAAGUUCAAAAAGUGGGAAUUAAACUCGAUUGGACUCUAAAAGCUCUUCACAAGAAUGCUGACAUGAAUGCAGUUCUGUUAUCUAUUAUUGAACUAUCGAAUCAUGUAAAAGCAAAUAACACUGAAGGAUAUAAGGGACCAUUUUUGGAUUUACCAUCCGAAAGUUCUGCCACGACAACAUCAUCCACAUUGACUACUACUACUGCCACGACAACAUCAAAUGUUGUAUCGACUCCGACAAUUGUGAAAAAAUCAUCUGUGACAACUGCCACCACCUCAUCCGAUUCUUCAUCGGAAUCUCCAACAACAUCGGGAGCCACUUCAAGAAUUAGAAGAUUCUUUGGAGGAGGAAACAAACAAGAAGAUCCAUCAACAACUACAUCACCUUCUUCUCCUUCAGUUUCUUCCACAACCAAAUCAACAACUUCACCCAGUGUGACAUCGGUGUUGAAAAAAGAUGACAAAAAUUUAACGAGCGGAUCUUCACCUGCAAUGACAACCUCUUCUCCAACAACACCUGUGAAAAGUAGCAAUGUGAGCUCAAGCUCGAAUUUACCAAAAACUUCAUCAUUGGCCAAUAAUUCUUCAUCUUCUUCACUUUCGAAAAUUUCAUCUUCAAAUUCAUUGCACUCGUCGUCCUCUCCUUCCAGAAGAUCUUCAGUUUCUCCAGAAGAUGACUCGGAUGAAGACGAUGACAUUAUUGAAGAAGAAGUUUUGGUACAGAUUGCAAAAUUGAAAGAAAAUAUUGAAAAUCCAACACCAGAGUAUUUGAGAUCUUUAAAUCAAAAGUUAGAAGGAAAAACCUUGAAAUGGUGUAACAAAUUUGUGAAUGAGAAGGGAUCAUUCUAUUUGGGAGAAAUUAUUUUACAAGCAAACAAACCAUUUAAAGGAGCUAACGAAAAAAGUAUUCAAGAACAAGCUUUGAAUUGUUGUAGCACGUUGAUCGAUCUUGGAGCUCUUAAUGGAUUUAUCAAAUAUCCAUCGACUGUGAAUGCUAUUGCAAGACUGUUGAAUAAUAAGGAAUCCAUCAAAACAAGAAUGACAGCGUUAGAGGCACUUACGUUAAUUUGUACUUCUAGUGAACUUGGAUUUUGGGCAGUCUUGGAAGCAUUGAACCAAUACAAACUUGAAUACAAGGAAAUUAAGAGAUUUUCAGAUCUCGUUGAUGCACUGAAGAAUGAAAAGGAUGAAAAGCUCAAAGCAUUUAUUUUGGCACUUUUUAACUCAUUAAUCAAUUCUCCUCAAGAUACUUCCAUCAGAAUGUUGUUGAGAAAUGAACUCAAAACUUUUGGAUUGGAUGAUUUAAUGACCAAACUUCAAAAAGAUGCUGAAAAUGAUGUCAUUAAGGAUCAAAAUCUGAAACAUCAAAUAAGAUCCUUUGAGGAAGAAAUGAUGUCUGGAUUCAUGGAUGACGAUGAAGAAGAGGAAUCCAGUGAUGAUAAUUUGAAUGUGAAAUCUCUGACUGAUCCUCUUCAAAUUUCCAAAUUAUUGUUGAUUCGAUUAGGUGGUAGCAGUGUUGGUUUCACACAUUAUCGAAAUAUUUUGAGACAUUUAUUGGAUUAUUCACAAACAUUGCUCAAAGAUUCAUCAGAGAGUGCAAAGAAUGAAAAAACUCUUUUGGACAGUUGGAAGAGUAUUGAUAACAUGCUGUAUUCACUGACUCAUGAUUCCAUGUUUUCUGCCAAACUGGAUCCAAUUCCAGAUGUACUCAAAUCUGAGAAGAUGGCUAAAAUUCUACUUCAAAAGAGUAAGAAAAAGUGUGAUGAUUUAACAUUGGAAUUGGAAACUCUUAAAAAGGGAGGUGUCACCUCUUCUUCCAAAUUAGAUCCAACUCUUAAAUCUCCAUUCGAAGAAUUAGAAAGACAAAAUAAGGAAUUGUUAAAAGCCAUUCAAGAUCGAGAUUUAUUGAUUGAAGAAUUGAAGAGAAAUGGUGGAAUCGUUGGGAACAAUGCAUCUUCUGGUGCAAUUGAUUCAUCUUCCUCGUCGAUUCCUCCUCCUCCACCUGGAAUGGGUGGAUCAACGGGUGACAUUCCACCUCCACCACCUGGUAUGGGUGUUCCUCCUCCUCCAGGUAUGAGUGGUAGCGUCCCUCCUCCACCUGAAACAAAAGUUGCAAGCACCAUUUGGAUUAAGGAAGGACUUGCUGAAAAGACUAAGGAAGUUGAUUUGAACACAAAUGAAUUGGAAGAACUCUUCUCGAACGUUCCAAAAGAAAAGAAGGAAGAGAAAAAGGAACGUAAAAAGAAAGACUAUGUCACUUUUAUUGAUCCACAAAAAUCCAACAACUUGUCCAUUAUUUUGGGUUAUUUACGUCUUGAAUAUUCUGAAAUUAAGAAUGCCAUUUUGGAAAUGGAUGAAGAAGUACUCACUCAACAAAAUAUUGAAUCACUCAAAGAUAAGACUCCAACCGAUGAAGAAAUUCAAGCAAUUUUGGCCUACGAUGGAGAUCGUGACUUGUUGGCAGCAUCAGAUAAAUUCUAUUUGGCCAUUAAGGACGUUCCUCGAUUACAAAGUCGUUUGAACUUUUGGGCCUUUAAAUCCAAAUUUGAAAAUACCAUACCAGAAAUUAUUCCAGAUUUGGAAACCUUACAUUAUGCCUCUCAAGAAAUUCUCAGAAGUAAGAAAUUCAAAGAUUUAUUGACCAUUGUUUUAGCCAUGGCAAACUUUUUGAAUGCCAACUCAUCCAAGAAAGAUGCCUAUGGUUUUACAUUGGGAAGUUUAAACAAACUCAAAGAAACCAAAGCCAUCGAUGGUAAAACCACUCUUCUUCAAUACAUUGGUAUUCACUGUAUGGCCAAGAAUCCAGAUGUUUUGAAAAUUAGAGAAGAUUUUGGUAAUUUGGCAGAUGCCAUUCGAAUUUCCUUACCUGAUGUGAAUACUGAAGUUGUGAAACUUCGAGAAGGUGUUGCUUCUCUCGAAAAGGAAUUACAACUUCCAGAUUGGAAGAACAAACAAUCGGAUAAAUUCUACAGAACCAUGACCGAGUUUUUAAAGGUAGCCAAGAAUGACAUGCAUGUGGUGAGUGUCAUUUCAUCGAAACUUGAACAAAGUUUGAAAACCAUAUGUGAACAAUUUGCUGAGGAUGAUAAGGUCGUGUGUAAGAAUCCUACCGAUUUAUUUGGACAAGUAUUUUCAUUCCUCGAUGCUUUCAUGACAGGUUUUGAGGAAUACAUUCGACAGAAACUUGCCGAACGAAAGAAGAGACAAAAGAAGGAACGUCAACGACAAUUACAACGACAACAACAACAAAAGAUGUUGGAAGAGAAACAAAAUCGACUCAAACAAUCCGAAGAAGCCAUGAGAGAACGAAAACAAAGUAUCAUGAGUGGACAAGCUUUUAAGGAUCGAAGAGAGAAUCGAAUCAUGAUGAAACCUAAUCAAGCACAAGAAAACUCUCUUCCAUUUGCUGUAAAUCUGAGAAAAACGACAAGAGAAGAACCUCAGCAAUAA
This is a messenger RNA of Naegleria lovaniensis, 3678 nucleotides long. RefSeq lists its product as uncharacterized. Gene Ontology annotation, molecular function: actin filament binding; small GTPase binding. The record is from RefSeq and is a predicted model, not a curated record. NCBI's taxonomy places the organism in Eukaryota, Heterolobosea, Eutetramitea, Acrasida, Naegleriidae. Gene Ontology annotation, cellular component: cytosol. The transcript is spliced from 4 exons. Gene Ontology annotation, biological process: cell migration; cortical actin cytoskeleton organization; regulation of cell shape. Bases 1 to 3678 code for a protein of 1225 amino acids.